UCAUUCACAUAUCUGAUUUAUUACUUAACUAAUACAAGCCGUUGUAAAAAAAACUGGGCCGCCAUCGCAGACAGAGCGGCGCUAACCACUUCAACUGUGAUGCUAGUCCUCACCCGCUCUCCCUCUGUGCGGGUGGGCCUAGUGAAGCAACAGAGCCUGCAUUGUCAGUUUGACGUGGACCACAAGGCAGCUGACCUGACAGUGGAAUGGCGUUUGCAACGACACGGUGAACGCACCACGCUCUUCAGCCACUCCAGCCGCUCGGGCCAGACAAAGGGGAGCGGGGUGCCGCUUAACGCCAUCGGUAGGGGCAACGCAUCCCUGACGCUCCCCCUCACCAAGCAGAGCAGCGAGGGGACGUAUAUCUGCCUUGUCUCAGUGCCUCCGCUGUUUGGUAGCCAUGACAUCACUCUGCACAUUAUGGAGCCGCCUCACGUGUCCUUGAACGUGGACUCUACCAUCUCCCUGGUGGACAGGGGGGAGCAGAAGGUGGUGUGUGAGGCAGAGGGCUACUACCCCCUGGAUGUGGAGAUGGAGUGGUUCAGGGAGUCCAGUGGUGGAGGUGGAGGCCUCCUACCAGAGAAGCUGGACACUGUCCUGUACUCCAGCCACCGCCACCACCAAGACGGGACCUACUCUCUGUCGGCCUUCUUCCUGCUCCACGCUUCCCUGCAUGACUCAGGCUCCAAGUACUUCUGCAGGGUGUCUCACAGCUCCCAGCGCAUGCCCAUCCGCAAAAGCUUCACCCUCAUCGUCACAGAGUAUGACAGUUGGAACGCUGCGCUGUGGUUGUUCUUUGGCUUUGGAUCCAUCUUGGUCAUGGUGGCCAUUUUGUUUGUGAUGCUACCCCGCCUGAGCUCAGCAAGAAAAGCUAAUCAGCGCAAGCCCUACUGAGAGAACAAUCCAGAGUGGUCCUUCUCUUCAUCUCUGGACUUCUCCAUCAGAUGGGUUAUUUUGGAGUUAAUGUUUCCCCUGAAUCUCCUAUUAUUAAAAGUACACACAGUUUAGAGAGAGACUAUCCCACAAGGUCAUAGUACUGCUCUACGAUGAGAUUGUGUAAGGUAGCUUAAUUUUCCUAUAAAAAUACUUGACAUGGAAUAAUUAUUUUAUUUUAUAAAAAUGCAUGAUAAUGUAUGAUAUGAAAAAUAUGCACUAGGAAAUUGAUUUGUUUAAAAUUGAAAAGCAAUGGCACGGAUGAGAUUGUGAAUAUAAAUGUUUAUUAUUUAUUUGUAUUUAAUAAUUGCUGUUGCAUUUACUGUUUUCGCUCUAGAGGUUUCUACUAAGUUAACAGGUCAGAAUGUGAUGUCAAAUCCAAUCAGCACAUUUCAGACAUGGAAUGCAACACAAUGUGCUACACAGGGAGAGAAAAAAAACUGAAAUAAUUACGAGGAUGAAAACCAAAGAAUAACAAGCUGAAUGACUGACUAAAAAGCACCCUAAGGAAAAGCAUAGCUAAAAAAAGUGUCUUUUAAGAGCACUUUAAAAUAUGACCACAGUUUUUGCCUCCCUGAGGUUCUCUGGCAGGCAAUUCCAGUGGCUGGGGGCAUAAUAGCUAAAAGCUGCCUUUCCAUGUGUCUUGGUCCUAGGUUUUGAGAGUUCAAUAGAAAGCCCCUUCGUAAUAAUCAGGUCCAGAGUAUGGCUGCAGUUAUGGGUGGGCCCAAAAACAUGUUGGAUAAUGUCCCUAGAGCUCAAAAGAUGCAUAAAUUCUCUUUGUCAACAUGACAAUUUAAGUCACCCAACAUAAUGAAUUGAUUAUAGUUCUCAAGGACACUAGACAAUAGUUCAGAGAAAUCAGUAAAAAAAAGUGUGGCAGUGCUUUGGUGGCCUAUACAGGGGUUAUGGCGAGCACUGGUGUCUGCCAUUUAAACAGUAUAGCGGCAUGCUCAAAAGUCCCAAAGUCGCCAAACUACAGCUGAGAGCAUUAGUAAAAAUGGAGACCCCCCCACACACACACGCACACUUUGAAAAUAUGUAGUUUGACACUGUCUUCUGCUGAAAGCCAAUCUUUUUCCAGAGGCUUUGGCGUAAUCUUGGUUAAGUCUUUAGUACCCUACAUAUGGAGAAAUACUGUGCCAAAGCCCCAUCUCUGUUUCUACAUAGUUAACCCUACCAUAAACACUUCACUCUGGAAUGGCAGCUGUUCCCAAAGGGCACUUGGUACAUUCCCCCCAAGCCAUACCUUUGGGCACUAAUGUUGGCACGUGGGGAGAAGUGUGGCUCUGGAGAGGCUAUCAUCACAGAGCAGAGCCAGUGUAAAGCUGUGUGCCUGGUGGGUCAGGAGUCAGCUGAGGGCCAGGGCUCUGCUCCGGCACACAGCCCAGCUCAGAGCUCCACCAGUGGAAAGGGCUGUAAUGGGAUCUGGGGGCUCAAAGAUAUACCGAGUAGACCCACGGGUAGUUCUAACUGAGCAUCUGCUUCCAGUAAACUAUGAUGAUGCACAAUCUGGGGUCAUACUAGGGUCAGGAUUGGUUGUGGUCUAGGUCUAUUAUAGUCAACUAUUGUUGUUGGUUACAUAUUUAGUCCCUCGGAAGGGCUCCAUCGAAUAUAAACUU
Oncorhynchus tshawytscha (Chinook salmon) is the source of this 2552-nucleotide messenger RNA. RefSeq names its product tapasin-related protein. The transcript is spliced from 6 exons. Bases 100 to 894 code for a protein of 264 amino acids. NCBI's taxonomy places the organism in Eukaryota, Metazoa, Chordata, Actinopteri, Salmoniformes, Salmonidae. The record is from RefSeq and is a predicted model, not a curated record.